AUGGUGAGGCCAUUAUUAAGCCAGCAAGGAGACAACGGUUCCAUAAUUCAAACAGAGAACUUGGUGAAUUUAAAUAAUACCUCGGGGCUUAUUGGGACUCCGAAUGUUUCAGCUUGGUUACAUGAACCAAUGACAUUCGGUAUCUGUGAUCAGGCAACAUUGCAGGAGAACUCGGCUGGAGGUAAAACAUCUAUUGUAACAAGUUUAAGAAUUCUUGAUCACACUCUCAUCAAAUAUAAGAAACUCCAAUUGGAAGUGUCUUAUUUUAUAGAGUGCAUUAAAGAGAAGAUUGUACCGAAAGGUUUAAGAACAUGGCAAUACCCAUGGAUUACGGAAGACGCACAAACUCUUGAAGCACACAGAUGCGAUCACCAAGUUAGCCAGCUCCUACAGGCAAAAGCCACAAGGAAUGAUCUUUCCUUAACGAAUACCAGAAGAUGUGCCUACACCAAUAAAAAGCAAACGAUACCACCGUCAGCAGGUGCAGAUUUAAGUGAGAUUCAGAGUCUGCAGACAUCCCAUAGGAAAUACCUUAAUUCUGAAUGUGACAAGACUUUGCCAGAUGAGGUGUCGCUCACAGGAUAUGACCUGCCACAGACUAAAAGGAAGCAUUUUGAUUAUAUGGAGUUUAACAAAGCUUGUAACACAAAAACUGAAUUAGACGUUCCUCUGGAUAUUCAUGAAGGGGAUGGACCCUGCAGUUGGUUUAUUUGCAGCAAUGGAUUUACAUUCUAUAAGAAGAGCUCAACUGAUCAUUUAACUCACAAAAUGAAAAAACUAAAGAAUGCAUUCACUAAAUAUGAAAAGAUAUCCAGUUACGAGACUGCUGUACAAGGUAGUGGUUCUAGUAAAAAAAACAGUUUACCAGGGCAUCAGAUUACUCAUGCUGGACAAAAACAUACAGAGAAGUGUAAAAUGCGCAUUGAUCCAAAACCCUUUCAUUGUGCCACAUGUAAUAAAGGGUUUACAUCUAAAAGUAAUUUAGUAGUGCAUCAGAGAAUUCACACUGGCCAGAACUCAUAUACAUGUGCCACUUGUGGUAAGCAUUUUAAAAAGAAAUACAGCAUGGAAAACCAUCAGGUAGUUCAUACAAGCCAGAAACCUUACAAAUGUGCCAUAUGUGAUGUGGGUUUUAUAUACAAAACUAGUUUGAUACGGCAUGAGGUUAUGCACACUGGACAGAAGCCUUACAGUUGUGACCAAUGUGACAAGACUUUUAGUUACAAGAGUAGCCUUUUUACUCAUCGGCAGGUCCACACGGGCCAGAAACCCUUUCAAUGUUCAGUGUGUCCCAAGAGUUUUGCACGGAAGUGUCAUAUGUUAAUGCACCAAUUAGUACACAGUGGGCAGAAACCCUUUAUGUGUACCAUAUGUAACAAGAAGUUUAAAUAUAAGAACAGUUUAGUAAUGCACGAGAGGUCCCACACUGGUCAGAAACCCUAUAAAUGUGCAACUUGUGGCAAAAGUUUUGCACACAAAAGCAGCUUGAUAGAACAUCAGUAUUCCCAUUCUGGGCUGAAGCCCUUUAAAUGUACUCUGUGUGAAAAGAGUUUUAUAAAGAAAAUCUCUAUGUUAAAACAUACUUUAGUCCACUCUGGGCAGUGGCCAUAUAAAUGUACUACAUGUGAUAGGGGGUUUAUAGAUAAGACUGAUUGGGCAGCACAUCAGAAAGGUCACUCUGGUCAAAAGACUUAUAAAUGUGCUACAUGUGACAAAGGGUUUACAAGUAAGAUAAGCUGGGCUGUACAUAAACGCAUUCACAGUAAGCAGAUGCCGUAUAAAUGUAUCAUAUGCAACAAAGCUUUUAUGUAUAAGAGACGUUUGGUAGCUCAUGAGAGUAUCCAUACUGGACGGAAGCCCUAUAAUUGUGCUACUUGUGACAAGAGUUUUUUGUAUAAGACAAGUUUGGUAUCACAUCAGAUUAUCCACAGUGGACAAAAAAAAACUUAUAAAUGUGCUAUAUGUGGCAAGAGCUUUCUGCAAAAGAGAAGCCUGAUCGCACAUGAGACCCUUCACACAGGGAAGAAGCCAUAUAGAUGUACUUCAUGUGACAAGAAUUUUACAUACAAGAGUAGUUUAGCAUUUCAUCAGAGUAUUCAUGCUAAGCAAGACCGAUACAGGUGUGUCAAGUGCAACAAGAAUUUCGUACAUAAGACCAGUUUGGUAGCACAUCAGAGUACCCAUACUGAUCAAAAGCCAUUUAAAUGUAAUAUAUGUGACAAGAGGUUUAAAACCAAGAGAGGUUGGUCACUACAUAACAGUGUUCACAUUCAGCAGCAACCAUACAAAUGUGCCACAUGUGGCAAGGGUUUUACGGAGAAGAGAUGUUUGGCAGCUCACGAGACUCUUCACACUGGAGAAAAGCCUUAUAAAUGUUCCAUAUGUAACAAAGGCUUUAUACAUAAGAGUAGUAUGGAAGCACAUGAGAGUGUCCACGCUGGACACAAGCCCUAUAAAUGUACCACAUGUGACAAGGGAUUUACACACAAGAGUAGCUUGACACAACAUCAAAAUACUCAUAUUAAGCAGGAACUAUAUAAAUGCUCCACAUGUGGCAAGGGUUUUGUGAAGAAGAGCAAUAUGGUACAUCAUCAAAUUGUUCACACGGGAGAGAAACCCCACAGGUGUGCCACAUGUGGCAAGGAUUUUGCUUGGAAGCACAGUUUAGUAGAACACGAGAUUAUUCACACCGGACAGGCACCAUAUAAAUGUACUAUUUGUGACAAGGGUUUUACAUAUAAGACUAAUUUGGUACGACAUCAAAAUAUUCAUUCUAAUCAGCAACCAUAUAAAUGCUCUUCUUGUAACAAAGGUUUUACACGUAAAGGUAGUUUGGCAAAUCAUCAGCGCAUUCACGCUAAGCAGUAA
Messenger RNA from Protopterus annectens (West African lungfish), 2868 nucleotides. RefSeq names its product zinc finger protein 585A-like. The record is from RefSeq and is a predicted model, not a curated record. The transcript is spliced from 2 exons. Bases 1 to 2868 code for a protein of 955 amino acids. Gene Ontology annotation, biological process: negative regulation of transcription by RNA polymerase II. Lineage: Eukaryota; Metazoa; Chordata; Ceratodontiformes; Protopteridae. Gene Ontology annotation, molecular function: DNA-binding transcription repressor activity, RNA polymerase II-specific.